This is a messenger RNA of Haemonchus placei, 1146 nucleotides long. Lineage: Eukaryota; Metazoa; Nematoda; Chromadorea; Rhabditida; Trichostrongylidae. The record is from the annotation of a GenBank genome assembly.
AUGCCGAAAACGAUGGUAUCUGAUCUGCGAGAAUCUGCACGGAAGGUACUCGACGAUAUGAAAUGCUUCAUCUCUGGUGCCGACGAGGAAAAGAAAGCUCUAGAAAGUAUUGUUAGCCGCUUUGCGACGAGUGGUGAAGGAAACGCUUGUGUGGUUGUUGGUAGGGGUGAAAGCGGUCGUACAACCGUUGUGAAAAAUGCCGUCGAAGAGUUUGAGCUUAGCGCGAAGUUGAUUGUGGUAAGCGUGGCUCAAAUUGGUUCCGAAAAAAAUACGCUGCAGUUACUAACGGAUGGCGAAGACCUCAAGAGUUGCAUACUGAUAAUUGAAGAUGCAGACGAGUUGGCAGCACGCCAGCGACAGUCGUUACUUUAUUUACUUUUGGACACGACAAGAAAAGGCAGCGAUCAUCAAUGGCUGGUGUUUCUGAUGGUGCAAAACCAGAACUUCAUCACGUCUUUGGAAAAAAGAGUUCGAUCUCGAUUAUCCAUGGCUCGGAUAGUUUUCCAACCGGCUAGUUCGUUGGAUGAAUAUAUUGAGGCGUUCGGAAGUUUCCUUGGUAAAGAGAAUCCGGAGGUUUCUAAAGAAUGGCGAAAUUUUGUAAUGGAAGUUACAGCGGACACCGCAGUCUUAGCUGAAUUAAAGUAUUUGUUCUCGACGGACAACUCUUAUGCUGUACUGAAAAAGGUGACAAGCGCUUUCUUGUGUCUUUAUUUGGCAAACGAGGAUGCUACACCAGUCAGCAAGCUUGUAACGGAUGCCGUAGAAAUGAUUUUACCACGGACUCACUCAUUGGAGGCCAUUGUCAGAUCUUUAUCCUUGUGGUCUUUGUGUGUGCUUCUCUGCGUUUAUCGGCGACUACGGUCAUGCCCGGUAUCAACAGCUGUGGGAUAUAGAAAAAUUGCUCAAGAUUUUCGACGUAUUGGAAACACUGUGGAUAGCCGUGUCCGUGUUCCCUCCGAUUUGGCUGUGUAUAGAGAACUAGAUCGCCUUGUCGACUAUGGACUUUUGAUUGCGGAUUCAAAAGCGAACAAUGUUGUUUUCAAGAGAUGCUCGCUGAAUGUACACUCGAAAACACUCGGUGAAUUACUGCGAGGGGUUACCUUACCAAUGGCAAUCGGAUAUUGGUUUGAUACCCAGACCACCUAA